AUGAGGGCACCACUGCAGACCAUGCUGUGUCUGGGGGUGUGGGCAGCUGCCCUGCUCUGCUUGUUCUCCCCUGGCACUGUGCGAGGUGACUGCUGGCUUAUUGAGGGGGACAAAGGUUAUGUGUGGCUGGCAAUCUGCAGCCAGAACCAGCCCCCAUAUGAGACCAUCCCCCAGCAUAUCAACAGCACGGUGCAUGACUUGCGUCUGAAUGAGAAUAAGCUCAAAGUGGUGCUGUACUCCUCUCUCAACCGCUUCGGCAACCUGACUGAUUUGAACCUGACCAAGAAUGAGAUCUCCUACAUCGAGGAUGGGGCUUUCAUGGGCCAGUCAAAUCUUCAGGUCUUACAGCUGGGCUACAACAAGCUUACCAACCUGACAGAGGGCAUGUUGCGGGGCAUGGCCCGUCUCCAGUUCCUCUUUGUGCAGCACAACCUGAUUGAGCUGGUCACCCCUACUGCCUUCUCUGAGUGUCCCAGCUUGAUUAGCAUUGACCUGUCAUCUAACCGUCUCAGUCGUCUGGAGGGGAACACUUUCACCAGCUUGAGCAAUCUGAUGGUGUGUGAGCUGGCUGGCAACCCCUUCAAUUGUGACUGUAGCCUCUACAGCUUUCUUAACUGGCUGGCUCUCUUCAACAAUGUCACCAAGAACUAUGACCGCCUCCAGUGCGAGACUCCACGGGAGUUUGCUGGGUAUCCACUCCUGGUACCUCGGCCUCACCACAACCGCAAUGCCAUCACCAUCUUCCAGUCCAUGUGCAGAGGUGGCACCAUCCCCUCCCUCUCCAGGGUCAACCCCACCCCUUAUACCCCUGACUCACAGCGAGACCUGGAUGAGGGCUCAGCCAUCAGCCCUGGGGACUUCCUCUCAGUCAAGCCUCCAGCCUCCUCCACCACUGACUCCUCCUUCAGUCCCAGCAUCAAGCUACAUGAUGUUACCAUCACUUCAGCCAUCCUGAUGGUAACCAUCCCCAUGCCCUACAGUAAGAUGUAUGUGCUGGUCCAAUACAACAACAGCUAUGUUUCUGAUAUAGCAACACUGAAGAGCAAGAAGGAAUAUGUCACUGUCAACAAGUUGAAGGCCCACACUGAUUAUACUUUCUGUGUAGCCUCUAUCCGCAACAACAGGCGUUACAACCACACUUGCCUGACCUUUGCAACCCGAAGCAAAGGCAGGGAGGACCCUAUUUCCAGUACUUCCACCACUACCCACUAUAUCAUGACCACCCUGGGUUGCCUCUUUGGGAUGGUCAUUGUCCUGGGGGUGGUGUAUUACUGCUUGCGGAAGCGGAGGAUGCAGGAGGAGAAACAGAAGUCCCUCAAUGUCAAGAAGACCAUUCUGGAAAUGCGUUAUGGAUCAGACAUUGAUACCAGCACCAUGGUCCAUCCUUCCCAGAAGCUGGGUGAGCCACCUGUCAUCCCUGUCUCACGGAUGUCCUCCAUCCCUUCCAUGAUUGGGGAGAAGUUGCCCCCAUCAAAAUCAAUUGAAGCUGGAAUGGAGACUCCUAAAGUCACCACUAAAGGUAACUACAUUGAGGUACGGACUGGUGGUGGGGAUGGUCUGGAGAGAGCCCAGCGGGAUGAGGACUUGAGGGAGCUUGACAAUGGACAAGGCUCAGCUGCUGAGAUCUCUACUAUAGCCAAGGAGGUAGACAAGGUCAACCAGAUCAUCAACAACUGCAUUGAUGCCCUCAAGCUGGACACAGCAUCCUUCCUGGGUGGUGGGACUGGUGUUGACUCAGACAUGGCCUUUGAGUGCCAGUCCAUCCCAGCUGGUUCCACAAGUGGGCUAGAGCGGCCCAGCUUUCUUUCCCCACCCUACAAGGAAAGUUCCCACCACCCUUUGCAGCGCCAGCUCAGUGCUGAUGCUGCUGUGGCCAGAAAGACCUGCAGUGUCUCCUCUAGUGGCUCCAUCAAGAGCGCCAAGGUCUUCAGCUUGGAUGUGCCUGACCACCCACCACUCAGCAAGUCUGACUCUAAAUACAUUGAGAAGGGCAGUCCACUUAACAGCCCUUUGGAUCGUCUUCCCUUGGUGUCUCCAAGUGCCAUCCACCACUUGGAGGUCAAGCCUUCUUACCAUUGCAGUGAGCACCGUCACUCCUUCCCGGCCCUGUACUAUGAGGAAAGUGCUGACACCUUGAGCCAGCGGGUGUCAUUCCUCAAGCCACUCUCCCGGUCCAAGCGAGACUCCACGUACUCCCAGCUCUCCCCCAGACACUACUUCUCGGGCUACUCCUCCAGCCCUGAGUAUUCAUCAGAGAGCACCCACAAGAUCUGGGAGCGAUUUCGGCCUUACAAGAAGCAUCACAGGGAGGAGGUUUACAUGGCAGCUGGACAUGCCCUGCGGAAGAAAGUUCAAUUUGCCAAGGACGAGGAUCUGCAUGACAUCCUGGAUUACUGGAAAGGAGUCUCUGCUCAGCAGAAGCUGUGA
Acanthisitta chloris (rifleman) is the source of this 2427-nucleotide messenger RNA. RefSeq names its product extracellular leucine-rich repeat and fibronectin type III domain containing 2 (gene ELFN2). Lineage: Eukaryota; Metazoa; Chordata; Aves; Passeriformes; Acanthisittidae. Gene Ontology annotation, molecular function: protein binding. The transcript has a single exon. Gene Ontology annotation, cellular component: plasma membrane. The coding region runs from base 1 to 2427 and encodes 808 amino acids. The record is from RefSeq and is a predicted model, not a curated record.